Molecule: messenger RNA, 951 nt
Organism: Helicoverpa zea (corn earworm)
Lineage: Eukaryota; Metazoa; Arthropoda; Insecta; Lepidoptera; Noctuidae
Product: trypsin, alkaline C-like
Exons: 4
Coding region: 115-885 (256 amino acids)
Biological process (GO): proteolysis
Molecular function (GO): serine-type endopeptidase activity
Source: RefSeq, a predicted model, not a curated record
AUGAUGUUUGAGAUAAUCGCGAUAGGAGGUGCAAGGAAAUUGGUAUAAAUAAUCGUGCUGAGACUUCUUCGGCACAUUCGUUCGAGACAUCGAGUUGUCACCUGCAGAACUACAAUGGCUUCCUACGCUACCUUCACCCUCCUCGUCCUCGCUGGAUUCCUCGCCAGCGCCUUCUCCAGCAGCUCUCCUGCCAGGAUUGAGGACUACCCCAGCACCGUUCAACUGGAGACUGGAAUCGGCCGUGUCUGGCUGCAAACCUGUGUUGGUUCCGUUCUGACCUCUCGCCAUGUUCUGACUGCCGCUCACUGCCUUAUUGGAACCGCCCUCACCCCUCGCAUUAGCCGUGUCCGUGCCGGCACCAGCGAGCGCGGCCGUGGCGGCGACGUCUGGGAGGUCAACAGCGUCAUCAGACACCCUGACUACAGCUUGAAGGCUUUCGAAGGCAACGUUGGCAUUGUUCGUCUGCAGACCGCCCUCUGGUUCGGCGCUGCCAUCCAACAGGCUAGGAUCACCGCCUCUGGUGUCACUUUCCCCGCUAACGUGCCCGUCACCCUGGCUGGAUGGGGCCGCACCUCGCAAGAAGACCUCUGGGCUGACCGCGACCUCCACAGCACUCAACUUUACACCGUCGACCAUAGCCUCUGCGUCGAGAAGUACGGAGACCUCAAAGUUCCCAUUGCCGUUACUGAGAACAUGAUCUGUGCUGCUACCCUCGGCACUACUGGCGCUAACUUCGGAGUCAGGGAUGGUGGUUCUCCCGUCUUCUACGACGGAAUCCUUGUUGGCUUCGUCUCCUUCGGCAGCCCUCUUAGUGCUACCGAGUACCCCUUGGUCGCUACCGCUGUCUCUCCCUACUCCGACUGGAUCGUUGAAAACGCUGUUUAAAGUCCUGGUUAAAAUGAUUGUCUCAUUUUUUAUUUACUAAUAUAUUUUUCGGUUAUUUGUUUUCUA